GCUGAGAGCUAGCAGGGGAAAUUCAGGACCAUGAUGGCUCAAUUUCCCAGCGCUAUGAAUGGAGGGCCAAACAUGUGGGCUAUUACCUCUGAAGAACGCACCAAGCAUGACAAGCAGUUUGAUAACCUCAAACCCUCAGGAGGUUACAUAACAGGUGAUCAAGCUCGUUCCUUUUUCCUACAGUCAGGCCUACCAGCUCCCAUUUUAGCCGAUAUAUGGGCUUUAUCAGACCUGAACAAGGAUGGAAAGAUGGACCAGCAGGAGUUCUCCAUCGCUAUGAAACUCAUCAAACUAAAGCUUCAAGGCCAGCAGCUGCCUGUGGUUCUCCCUCCUAUCAUGAAGCAACCUCCUAUGUUCUCGCCGUUGAUUUCUGCUCGUUUUGGAAUGGGGAGCAUGCCCAAUCUGUCCAUUCCUCAGCCGUUGCCUCCAGUGGCGCCUCUCGCAACGCCCUUGUCUGCUAUGACUUCAGGGACCACCCUUCCUCCCUUGAUGAUGCCUGCUCCCCUGGUGCCUUCUGUUAGCACUUCUUCAUUACCAAAUGGGACUGCCAGCCUCGCCCAGCCUUUAUCCAUUCCAUACUCUUCUUCAACAUUGCCUCACGGGUCAUCUUACAGUCUGAUGGGAGGAUUCGGUGGUGCUAGUAUACAGAAAGCCCAGUCGCUGAUUGAUUUAGGAUCUAGUAGCUCAACUUCCUCAACUGCUUCCCUCUCAGGGAACUCGCCCAAAACUGGACCCGCCGAGUGGGCAGUUCCCCAGCCUUCAAGAUUAAAAUACCGGCAGAAGUUUAAUAGUCUUGACAAAAGCAUGAGUGGCUACCUCUCAGGUUUUCAAGCUAGAAAUGCCCUCCUUCAAUCAAACCUUUCUCAAACUCAGCUAGCUACUAUUUGGACUCUGGCUGACAUUGAUGGUGACGGACAGCUCAAAGCAGAGGAGUUUAUUCUUGCGAUGCACCUCACCGAUAUGGCCAAAGCUGGACAGCCAUUGCCACUGACCUUACCUCCUGAGCUGGUCCCCCCUUCUUUCAGAGGAGGAAAACAAACAGAUUCCAUUAAUGGAACUCUGCCUUCCUACCAGAAAAUGCAGGAAGAACCACCUCAGAAAAAGUUACCAGUGACUUUCGAGGACAAGCGGAAAGCCAACUACGAGCGGGGAAACAUGGAGCUGGAGAAGCGCCGCCAGGUCCUGAUGGAGCAGCAGCAGAGGGAGGCAGAGCGGAAAGCCCAGAAAGAAAAGGAAGAGUGGGAACGAAAACAGAGAGAGUUACAGGAGCAAGAGUGGAAGAAACAGCUCGAAUUAGAAAAACGCCUGGAGAAGCAGAGGGAACUGGAGAGACAACGGGAGGAAGAAAGGAGAAAAGAGUUAGAAAGAAGAGAGGCAGCAAAACAGGAACUGGAGCGACAGCGCCGAUUAGAGUGGGAGAGGAUCCGGCGACAGGAACUUCACAAUCAGAGGAAUCGAGAGCAGGAAGAAAUUGUCAGGUUAAACUCGAAAAAGAACAGUCUUCAGCUCGAGCUGGAAGCCCUGAAUGGCAAGCAGCAGCAAAUCUCAGGCCGACUUCAAGAUGUCCGGCUCCGAAAGCAAACUCAGAAGACCGAGCUGGAAGUUCUGGAUAAGCAGUGCGACCUUGAAAUUAUGGAAAUCAAGCAACUCCAACAAGAUCUGCAGGAAUAUCAAAAUAAGCUUAUCUAUUUGGUUCCUGAGAAGCAGUUAUUAAAUGAAAGAAUUAAAAGCAUGCAGCUUAGUAACACACCUGAUCUAGGGAUUGGUUUACUUAAUAAAAAAUCAUCUGAAAAGGAAGAAUUAUGCCAAAGACUUAAAGAACAGUUAGAUGCUCUUGAAAAAGAAACUGCAUCCAAGUUAUCCGAAAUGGAUUCAUUUAACAGUCAACUAAAGUGUGGGAGUAUGGAUGACUCUGUUCUCCAGUGCCUUUUGUCUCUGCUAAGCUGUCUCAACAACCUCUUCCUCUUACUUAAGGAACUGAGAGAAAGUUAUAAUACACAGCAGUUAGCCCUUGAACAACUUCAUAAGAUCAAACAUGACAAGUUGAAGGAAAUGGAACGGAAAAGAUCAGAGCUAAUACAGAAAAAGAAACUAGAAGAUGAGGCUGCCAGGAAAGCAAAGCAAGGAAAAGAAAAUCUAUGGCGAGAAAAUCUUAGAAAAGAGGAAGAAGAAAAGCAAAAGCGACUCCAGGACGAAAGAAUGCAAGAAAAAGUUCAAGUGGAGGAACGGAAAACUGAAGAAAAACAAUUUGUGCCAGCUGGUAGCACAUUGGUGAAUUACAGAGCAUUAUACCGCUUCGAAGCAAGGAAUCAUGAUGAGAUGAGUUUCAAUUCUGGAGAUAUAAUACAGGUUGAUGAAAAAACCAUUGGAGAACCUGGUUGGUUUUAUGGCAGUUUUCAAGGAAAUGUUGGCUGGUUUCCAAGCAAUUAUGUAGAAAAAGUGCCGUCAAGUGAAAAGGCUUUGUCUCCUAAGAAGGCCUUACUUCCUCCCACAGUAUCUUUACCUGCUACCUCAACUUCUUCAGAAUCACUUUCUUCAAAUCAACCAGCAAUGGGGACUGAUUAUCAAAACGUAUCAUUUUCAAAACUAACCGUUAAUGCUUCAUGGCAGAAGAAAUCAGCAUUUACUCGCACUGUGUCCCCUGGAUCUGUGUCACCUAUUCAUGGCCAGGGACAGGCUGUCGAAAACCUAAAAGCACAGGCCCUUUGUUCCUGGACCGCAAAAAAAGACAACCACUUGAACUUCUCAAAGCACGACGUCAUUACUGUCUUGGAGCAGCAAGAAAACUGGUGGUUUGGGGAGGUGCAUGGAGGAAGAGGAUGGUUUCCGAAAUCUUACGUCAGGAUCAUCCCUGGGAAUGAAGUCAAGCGGAAAGAACCAGAAUCUUUAUAUGCGGCUGUAAACAAGAAACCUACCUCCACCACCUAUGCAGUUGGGGAAGAGUAUAUUGCACUUUAUCCAUAUUCAAGUGUCGAACCUGGAGAUCUGACAUUUGCUGAAGGUGAAGAGAUAUUGGUCACCCAGAAAGAUGGAGAAUGGUGGACUGGAAGUAUUGGAGAUAGAUCUGGGAUUUUUCCGUCAAAUUAUGUCAAGCCGAAAGAUCAAGAGAGUCUUGGCAGUGCCAGCAAGUCCGGAACAUUAAGCAAAAAACCUGAGAUUGCUCAAGUAACUUCAGCAUACGUGGCUUCUGGUUCUGAACAACUGAGCCUAGCACCAGGACAGUUGAUAUUAAUACUGAAGAAAAAUUCGAGUGGUUGGUGGCAGGGGGAGUUACAGGCCAGAGGGAAAAAGCGGCAGAAAGGAUGGUUUCCGGCCAGCCAUGUGAAGCUUUUGGGUCCUAGCAGUGAAAGAACGACUCCUGCCUUUCAUCCUGUCUGUCAGGUGAUCGCCAUGUACGACUACACAGCAAACAAUGAGGACGAGCUCAAUUUCUCCAAGGGGCAGCUUAUUAACGUCCUGAACAAAGAUGAUCCUGACUGGUGGCAAGGAGAGAUCAACGGGGUGACCGGCCUCUUCCCUUCAAACUACGUGAAGAUGACAACGGACUCGGACCCAAGUCAGCAGUGGUGUGCCGACCUGCAGUCCCUGGACACGAUGCAGCCCAUGGAGCGCAAGCGGCAGGGCUACAUCCACGAGCUGAUCCAGACCGAGGAGCGCUAUGUGAGCGACUUGCAGCUGGUGGUGGAGGUUUUCCAGAAACCAAUGGCGGAGUCAGGCUUCCUCGCGGAAGGAGAAACGGCCUUGAUCUUUGUGAACUGGAAGGAACUUAUUAUGUCCAACACGAAGCUACUCAAGGCCCUGCGGGUGCGGAAGAAGACGGGAGGUGAGAAGAUGCCUGUACAGAUGAUCGGGGACAUCUUGGCAGCCGAGUUGGCACACAUGCAGCCCUACAUCCGCUUCUGCAGCUGCCAGCUCAACGGGGCAGCACUGCUGCAGCAGAAGACGGACGAGGAUGCCGACUUCAAGGAGUUCCUCAAGAAACUGGCCUCGGACCCACGCUGCAAGGGGAUGCCGCUGUCUAGCUUCCUGCUCAAGCCCAUGCAGAGGAUCACGCGCUACCCACUCCUCAUACGCAGCAUCCUGGACAACACCCCAGAGAGUCAUGUGGACCACUCAUCCCUGAAGCUGGCCCUGGAGCAGGCCGAGGAGCUGUGCUCCCAAGUCAACGAGGGCGUGAGGGAGAAGGAGAACUCAGACCGGCUGGAAUGGAUCCAGGCGCACGUGCAGUGUGACGGGCUGGCCGAGCAACUGAUCUUCAACUCCCUCACCAACUGCCUGGGCCCGCGGAAGCUGCUGCAUAGCGGGAAGCUGUACAAGACCAAGAGCCACAAGGAGCUGCAGGCGCUGCUCUUCAACGACUUCCUGCUGCUCACCUGCGCCGCCCGCCCCUUCGCCAACUCGGGCCCUGACAAGCUUUUCAGCGCCAAGUGCAACGUACAGCUCCGGAUGUACAAGACGCCCAUUUUCCUGAAUGAGGUCCUGGUGAAACUGCCCACCGACCCGUCCAGCGAUGAGCCCGUCUUCCACAUCUCCCACAUCGACCGGGUCUACACGCUACGCACGGACAACAUUAAUGAGAGGACGGCCUGGGUGCAGAAGAUCAAGGCGGCGUCUGAGCUGUACAUGGACACCGAAAAGAAGAAGCGGGAAAAGGCCUAUCAAGCUCGCUCACAGAAGACUUCAGGCAUCGGGCGUCUGAUGGUGCAUAUCAUCGAAGCCACUGAGCUGAAAGCCUGUAAACCCAACGGGAAGAGCAACCCGUACUGCGAGAUCAGCCUGGGCUCCCAGACCUACACCACCCGCACCCUCCAGGACACACUCAGCCCCAAGUGGAACUUCACCUGCCAGUUCUUCCUCAAGGACCUGCACCAAGACGUGCUGUGCCUCACCGUGUUCGACAGGGACCAGUUCUCACCCGAUGAUUUCCUGGGGCGCACUGAGAUGCCUGUGGCCAAAAUCCGGACGGAGCAGGAGAGCAAAGGCCCGACCACUCGCCGGCUCCUGCUGCACGAAGUUCCUACUGGGGAGGUCUGGGUCCGCUUCGACCUGCAACUCUUCGAGCAGAAAAACCUCCUGUAGGGGCCGGAGCGGUAGCACAGCGGUGGGGCCUUUGCCUCACACACGGCCAACUCAGGUUCGAUCCCCGGCAUCCCAUGUGGUUCCCUGAGCCUGCCAGGAGUGAUUUCUGAGUGCAGAGCCAGGAGUAACCCCCAAGUGCUGCCGGAUGUGUCUCAAAAAAAAAAAAAAGAAGAAGAAGAA
Suncus etruscus (white-toothed pygmy shrew) is the source of this 5259-nucleotide messenger RNA. RefSeq names its product intersectin 2 (gene ITSN2). The coding region runs from base 31 to 5079 and encodes 1682 amino acids. The record is from RefSeq and is a predicted model, not a curated record. Gene Ontology annotation, biological process: positive regulation of Rho protein signal transduction. The transcript has 39 exons. Gene Ontology annotation, molecular function: guanyl-nucleotide exchange factor activity; calcium ion binding; protein binding. Lineage: Eukaryota; Metazoa; Chordata; Mammalia; Eulipotyphla; Soricidae.